Candoia aspera is the source of this 2100-nucleotide messenger RNA. RefSeq names its product G protein-coupled receptor 137B (gene GPR137B). The record is from RefSeq and is a predicted model, not a curated record. Lineage: Eukaryota; Metazoa; Chordata; Lepidosauria; Squamata; Candoiidae. The transcript is spliced from 7 exons. Gene Ontology annotation, biological process: regulation of autophagy; positive regulation of TORC1 signaling; negative regulation of bone resorption. Gene Ontology annotation, cellular component: lysosomal membrane. The coding region runs from base 130 to 1287 and encodes 385 amino acids.
AAGUGCGGGUUGUUUUCGUUCGCUCGGUUCCCCUCCUGUCGAAGAUGAAAGGCGGCGGCGGCGGCGGCGGCAGGAGCCACCAUUGGCAAAGUUAAAAGCGAGCUCUGCCCGCCAGAAUCUCGGUUGCAGAUGGAGGCCUUGGAGUGGGACUCGCUGAGGAACGGCAGCCUCCUGCCCACUCUGAGCCCGGCUGUGCCUCCCUACGUGAAGCUGGGUCUCACCGUUGCCUACACCGUCUUUUAUUCGCUCCUCUUCCUGUUCAUUUACAUCCAGCUCUGGCUGGUCCUGCACUACCGGCAUAAGAGGUUUAGCUAUCAGACGGUCUUUUUAUUUCUGUGCCUGCUCUGGGCUUCUCUUCGGACGGUGCUCUUCUCCUUUUACUUCAAAGACUUUGUCGCUGCAAAUUCUCUCAGCCCCUUCGCCUUUUGGCUCCUCUAUUGCUUCCCGGUGUGUCUCCAGUUUUUCACCUUGACGCUGAUGAACCUUUACUUCACCCAGGUGAUUUUCAAAGCUAAAUCUAAAUACUCACCCGAGUUACUUAAAUACAGGUUACCUCUCUACCUGGUGUCUUUCAUGGUCAGUCUACUUUUCCUGCUGGUGAAUUUAACAUGUGCUGUGCUUGUGAGAUUAGAGAAUUCAGAAAGGAAGAUAAUUGUAUUGGUCAGGGUUGCUAUAAAUGACACUCUGUUUGUACUCUGUGCCAUCUCACUCUCCGUUUGUCUCUACAAGAUUUCCAAAAUGACCUUAGCAAAUAUUUACUUGGAAUCCAAGGGAUCAUCAGUAUGUCAACUAACAACAAUAGGAGCAACUGUUAUUCUACUGUAUUCUUCAAGAGCCUGUUACAACCUGGUUAUUUUAUCAUUUUCUCAAAGCAAGGCAAUGAACUCUUUUGAUUAUGAUUGGUACAAUGUAUCUGAUCAGGCAAAUCUGAAAUGCCAGCUGGGUGAUGCUGGAUAUGUAGUAUUUGGAAUAAUCCUGUUUGUGUGGGAACUUCUCCCCACUUCCUUAGUGGUGUUUUUCUUCCGUGUUCGAAACCCUACAAAAGACCUAACAAACCCAGGAAUAGUACCAACUCAUGCAUUUAAUCCAAGAUCUUAUUUCUUUGACAAUCCUCGCAGAUAUGACAGUGAUGAUGAUUUGGCAUGGAGCAUAUCACCACACAGCAUAUAUGGCAGCUUCUCUCCUGAAUCCUGUGACUGGGGGUAUCUAAACAACAGUUUCAUGGUUCAAGUUAGAUCCCUGCAGCAUGAUUUCAUUUCAGAGUCUGAACGACCAAGCCCAAUGUAACAGACCAAUGAUACUCCAUCUUUUUUAUUCAACUGUAGUAAGAAGCUGUUACUUUGCAAAGACUUACAUACUUAAAUUAUGCACAAAAGAACUGAGUUGCCAUUUAUAAUAAAUGUUAAAGAUUUGAGUUUUAAAGAUUUGAGCUGCAGAGAAUAAUAUUCUGUAUUUACAAUUUUGAAAAAUUGUUUGAAAAACUCAAUUUUGAAAAAAAUUGUCAAAUAUUUUUAAUGUGAAUAUGUAUAGACCUCGUGCUGUUUAAAAUGUUAAUUUAAUGAUACAAUAUGAUGCCCAGUGAAACCUACCUUUUGACCAAUGUUAACAUGCAAAUUUAAACAUUUAAAAAGUAUUAUCAGUUUCAGAAAACUGGUCAUUAAAAUAGUUUUGUAUACACUUGAUCAUGCGUGUGGUGGCAAAUGGAUUGUGAUGCAUGUGGUAGCAAAUGAAUUGUGAUUACUAAGAAGUAGCUAAUUUGGUUUUUUGUUACAUAAAACCCUAGUGUUAUUGAAGAAAUGGUAAAUUCAAAUCUUUAUCAAAUUUGAGUAGAGAAUUAAAAAUAUAAAAUAAAAAACAAAUUUUGAGACAUCAGAAUUAGCUUUUGAUACAUGUAAAAUCUUUUGUUUUCUUGUUAAUUUCAUAGCUAGCUUUAGGAGUUAUUUAAUCUUUAAUCAUUUAGGAAGACUGAAACAUGCAAUUGUUUUAUACGUUACUGGAGAAAUAAUGUGAACCUAUUAUAUAAACCUGCCCCAAAUUAUCUGUAGCUCCUGAAAGUAUUUUAUUAAUAAUUAUCUGAAUAUCAUCUGAUUGAAGAUCUGA